UUGGUUUCUAUCUUCUAAAAGUUUCUGCCCUGCUGCUUUGCUUAACAUGGAAAAUCACCAAUACACCAUAGCUUCUUCUUCAUCUGCAACGCCAACCAUGUUCGUUCAGGCAGAUGCAAACACCUUCAGGGACUUGGUCCAGAAGCUCACAGGUUUCACCGGCUCCGACACCGACAAGCUCCCUGGAAGGCUGUCUUCAACAGCUCCACGCCGUCCACCUUUCAAGCUCCAAGAACGUAGGCAACAUGCCAUGAGAAAUCUAGAGAUCAAGCUCGGUACUCUCACAACCUGUCCCACCAACUCAUCACCUACUCAGUCCUGCUCUCCGGGCCAAGUUCCCCGGCUCGACUCUCCGAGUCCCAGUCCAGUGACUCCAUUGUCGUUUGGUACCAUAUCACUGUCGUCUCCGGUGGUUUCAGUUUGGGAGGAGGAAAAGGCAAUUGCAGAGAAGGGAUUUUACUUGCACCCAUCACCAUUAAAUAUGCCUAGAGGAAGCCAACCACCGGAGCUCUUAACACUUUUUCCACUUACUUCACAUAGGCAAGAUAAACGAGAAUAGGGUUAAAACUUAAAACAUUAUUUGUUGGUUAAAACUUAAAACAUAAAAUAUCUGUCAUUGUUGUUUUUGUGUAUCCUUGUUCUUCAAGAUUGA
Gossypium raimondii (Peruvian cotton) is the source of this 652-nucleotide messenger RNA. Its product is annotated as VQ motif-containing protein 31. The record is from RefSeq and is a predicted model, not a curated record. The transcript has a single exon. The coding region runs from base 47 to 559 and encodes 170 amino acids. Lineage: Eukaryota; Viridiplantae; Streptophyta; Magnoliopsida; Malvales; Malvaceae.